AUGGAGGUGAUCUUUAAAGAGGGGAUGCUCUUCCUUCAAGGGGUCAAAUUUGGAAAAGUAAGUCUUUUUGAAACUUUACUUCAUCAGCUCAUAUCACUUGAUAUACAAAGUAUUUAGCAAUGUCUGCUUCAGUGACAGCUGAAAAAAGCAACACCGUGAUAAAGUAGUUUCUUACAACUAAAGAAAGAGAAAAUGAAAUGCUGAAGUGUUUCAACCUCUCACUUUAUAGGACAGCUGUCACCUCUGCUCUUGACAACAGAACGAAGUCUUUCAAAAUUUAGAAAACAUGUCAUUCCAGACCUUACAUCACAUUUAUCAAGCUAUUAAAUCUUUCUCUGCCUAAAUGUCUUAACAGCUCAGUAGUUUUGGCAUCUCUGCAAAGUAAAGCAACCGUACAAAAUCCAGCUAUGUGAAAUCAGCAUGAUACUGCAUUAUUAACAGUUUUUCAUUCCCUUUAAAUCGAUUUCCUUAAAUUUGAGUCUGAAAAUAAACAUGACAACAAGGAAUUAAAGGUAAAAAUUAGGAUUAUUCUCCUAAAUGAAGUCUCAAACGACACACAAAUAGCAACAUUAGUUAUUUUAACUACUGCUGCAGUCAUGCUUUUUCAUCCUCAAUGUAACCCUGCUGCAUAUGUAAGGCCUAAUCAUAAAUAAGAAGCUCUAUUUUAACUCAUUAGGUUUCACUGAGACUAAGCUGCUAGUUUAGUGGUUGACAAGCGAUUAGGUCCUUAACUAAAGAAAGAGAACCAAUAGAAACUUGUUGAACCUAAACUUAAAGAAAACUGGAUAUAAAAGCAACGGCAUAUCAAGAUUUAAGCACAGUAAUCAAUCACCCAAAGAAACCUUUGAAAUGUCUGUUUUUAGGCACAACCGAUUCUCAGGACUUUGAAUCAAGAAAAUAAAUAUUUUAUAAUGAAAUAAACUUAAAAACUUGGAUUUAUGUGGCGUUUCACAUCUGUGUUCCAUGAGAGAGAGAGAGAUCACAUCGGGGUUGGAGUGGGGGUGGGGGGGUGGGGGGGUCGUAAGGGUUGAAUUCAACUCUAUAACCUGCAGGCAACAUAUUAUUGCAAUUCAUUUAUUCCUGUUGUGAAAAGUUGAGUUUGAUAAUCAAGAUGUGUUUUUUUUGUUUUUGAGAAAAUAGGAUGACUGACCUGCAGGCUGUUAGAUGUAUUUUUUGCAUUUCCUGAUCUUAAACCAGCAAUGUUGUUUUUCGAUGUACAAGUAUUGGCUGGUCCUCUUCAACCAUUACCCGCUUUUUUCUCAUAGCUGUAUGAAUAUUUGACAGACCUAAUCACUGAAUUUAAUGUUAAGCUUUGCCAAAAGGGCUUAGAUCGUGUGAAGCAGACAUGUUGAUUAAACAGUCAUUUGUGUAACAUUUGAGAAAGAUGACAUUCUUGAUAAUAAAGAUGAUAAUGAUGUUGUAACACGAGGUUUACCAGUACCAACACAAAGGAAGCAUGUCACGCAAUCUAUUUACUAACAGUACUGUCUUCAUGUCUCCCUCCUUUCACCUAUAAUAGAGAACAUGGAGGAAAAUAUGGAUGAUGCUUUUUAAACCCAGCUCCACAGGGGUUGGACGCUUAGAGCUUCAUACAGUGGUGGACAACAGUCCUGUUGCUGAUCAGAAGAAGAGCAGUUGGCAGAGAACACCUGAGAGAAAGGUGGUGCGUUUAAGUGACUUCCUCAGCGUGACCCCUGCACCAAAGGAAUCUUGCCCUCGUGGCUGCACAGCUUUUUACUUAAACACCACUCAAAGCACCUACACCUUGGCCUCCACUACAAGCGAGGACUGGCUGAGUGCCCUCUGUCUUCUGGCCUUUCAGGUAUCACACCCCACUUUUGUUUUUGCACUUUUCUUCUCUUAUCGAUAACAGUGGUGUUAUCGUUUGGGAAAGUUGGGGGCUAACCUUACCCACAAUCAGGGACAGAUAGCACUAUGAGGAAGUGGGUGUAGUAUCUGUAACUUCUGCCACUUCACUUCUCUAAUUCUUGUGCUUGCACAAGCAAUUCUGUUUCUUGCAUCUUAGCUCUGCAAGGUCGUAAAAGAAGAUAAGAGGCUAGUGUACACUCCAUGUGAUGUUUACUGUGCCACUGUGUUUACAGAAGGAUCCUGGAGAAUCAGACAAAGGGGGUUUCGAGAAAGAGAAUGGUUAUACUAUGGAGGACAAUGACCUCUACUCGUCUUGGAAAGCAGGUAAUGUUUGUCAGUCUGUGGGCGGACAGCUGAUCGGCCAGUUAGUGAUCAGUACUGAGAUCCAUCUGUGGAGUUUUAAGGCAGAUCGAACGGAAGCCAUUUUUCUUGUUUUGUCAUCGGCCUGUCAUUUAAUAAUAUAUGGUACACCCCAUCCAAAAAGGGGGCUGUAUGGUGUUGAAAACUAUCCAAAAACAACCUACUUUUUAAAUCCACUUAAUAUUUAACACACACAAAGGAACCAUAUCAGUCAACAAGGACCAAAAACAUCGAUCAUACUAACAAAGAAAAGGACAAAAUGUCUGUCUUAGGUUGUGUUCACACCAAAUACAAAUAAAACUAGAAAAGCACUCAGAGAGGGCAGACCUCCGCCAAGCAGCUCAUGUCCCCCCUUAUAUUGUGAUUCACACCAAAACUUUUACUGUUACGUGUCUUUUAUUAACUUUUAUUUGUGUUUAAACUGGUAUGUUCACUGUUCAUAAUGUUCCUAAAACAACAAAGCUCAUAUUAGAUACAUAAACGCAUGAUUUAUUAUGCAAUAUUUGUAAGCGUACACUUCCUUGUAUCUUCAUUGGUUAUCUUUUCAUUUUCAUUUUCUACCGCUUAUUCCCGUUCCCGGGGUCGUGGGGGGGCUGGAGCCUAUCCCAGCAUCUUCAGGCGAAGGCAAGGGACACCCUAGCCCCCUAACCCUAACCAGGUGUACCCUGUUGACAGUAUCACCUGAAGGACUAGAGAGACAAUUGACGGAGGAAAGAGACAAACAGAGCAGAGAAAAACCCACAGCUCUAACUGUGUUACUUUGGGAACACCUUUCAAUAAAGACCAGGAAAACUCUUGCAGAGAGAGACAAAUUCAUUGUAUCAUAAACUAAAGACAUCAGCAGAAAAUGAAUAUGUGGGAGCAGCAACCAAAGCCACUAAUUUAUUCAAACAGGAAUGACAGAAUAUAUUAGCGUCAGCAAGCUGUGGCUUACACAUUUUUUUUUCCUUUUAUUUCCUAAUGGAUUACACUCCGGCUGAACAAUCCAGCCAGUCAGUCACGUGGGGAGAUUAGUUCAAUACAAGCAAUUUCAAACCAGCCCUUUCCUGCAUGGUAAUGCAUUUGCUGUAGAGUUAGUCUCUCUGCUGCUGCAUUGCCUUAUAAAGCAAACCUUGUGUGUUUCAUGGUUAGAUACUGCGCUGUAAUGUCACAAAGCUGUGUCAUAUGGAAAUGUCGCCUUGUCUCUCAUGUUUAGAUGUGACCCUUCUUCCAAAUCAGUACCAAGUGACCAUACAGAGCACAGAGGCGUCCAGGAGGUGUCAGCUGAAGGGGAUGUAUGUGGUAUCCCCAGAAAAAGAGGCUGUGUCUCUGCUGUCCAUGAGUUCUGGUCACAUCAUCUAUCGCUGGCCAUACACAUUCCUACGGAAAUUUGGACAGGUUGAGGUAAGGUAUUUUAUAAAGGGAAACAAAAUUGUCUCUAAACUGUAGCAGAACACUGGCAUCCGACACUGAAGUACUAGCUUUAUAGCAUAACCACUCUGGUGUGUUGCAGAGCUACAGGUAUAUACCAUCUAUGGGAAUACAGUCCGCCCACUUUGUGACCUGCCUUGGCCACUUUUUGAUCUGAGCUGUUCAUAAACCAUAGUUAAGUGGUUUUCAUGGCUUGCAGGCAUUUCUAACACUCACUCAUAAGCACAUCACACCUCAUUUGUUUUGUCUCUUGAAUUGAGCUGUAAAAAUGACACAUUGUGGUUUACAGACUUCAAGGCAUGUGCCAGGACGGCUAUUUAAGCUGUUUACAGUGUUUUUGUCGAUGCUAAUAUGAGAUUUAUGUAGCAAAACAUAUUAUAUCAUAUUAUAUAUUUACAGUUUAUUUCUUUAUCUUUAUUUUUUACUUUUUACUUAAUAAUUACAGAAGAAAUAACAUUCUUUAUGAUAUUUCCUCUUCAUUAAGUCCCUUUUGUGGACAUGAGGCUUUCUAUUACUAAUUUAGCCCUGGGACUUCAUACUAGCCUGCAUGUACUAGUUUGCUCCAGGUGUAAAAAUAUAUUGUUAAUAAACUUUUUAUCACUUAAGUAAUGGCUAUCAGUGGUUGACCAGAAAGUAGAAAACUUUACAGCAUACUUAUGGAUACAAAUGCAAAUAAUUUCUGCAAAUAAUUAAAUACAGUAUUUAUGUGUAACUGGAAGACAUACAGAGGGGAAAGAGGGUUGGAAAAUAUCUGAGGGUGAUUUUUUGUCUGCAGUCUAGACUCACUCACAAUUAAGAUAAAUCAAUAUCACACUCAGGGUUGAGCCUUUGCACUGAAAAGCUGCACAGCUGAGAUUAUCUUGAAAUCAUGCAAGGGUUAAUAUUGGGUAUAACAGCACAGUCCCUUGUGUGAUAUUGUUUAAUCAUAUUGGUAUUCUUUAUGGGUGCUUAUAGUUUGGCCACCAUUUCCCUUUAGUAAAAUGUAAAAUCUGAUGUUAUUGCAGGGUGGGUUCAGCAUUGAGGCUGGCCGUCGCUGUGACUCAGGUGAAGGAGUGUUCAUCUUCCUGUCCAGGCACGGCCCCCAGAUUUUCCAGGCUAUACUAAAACAGUGCACCGCGGAGAAGACGCCCUCUGCUCAGCAACUGGCCGUCCACAGAAGAUCACUAUCUGACCAGUGUCCUGUUAUCCUCCCCACUAAAACCAUCCCACCGUUCGGUUCUCCUGUCCAAAGUCCUGCAGAUUAUUUUGCCGACAAAGAGGACAAGUCUACAGACCAUUAUGCUACGAUUAAUGACACCUCUGUACCAAAACUCAAGCAGCUAUCUCUUCUCAAGCCUUUUUUCUAUAACAGCAAGGAGUCUGUGGGGGAUGAUGAUGAUGAUGAGCGCUGUCACUCCCUGGAGUCUUUACAGCUAAAUGAUGUCAUGGAGGAGAAUCUUUAUUGCAAUUUUAGCAGAGCAACGCCGCCCUUGAUCCCGAGAGAACAGAUCAAACCUGGGAUUGAAGAUCCAGAGUGCAUCUAUUCUGAGGUAAAAGUUAUCCAGUCUCCUUUAAAUCCCAGACUGCCCUUCUCCUCACUCCUCCCUCAGCCUGUCCCCCCACUGGCUCUCUGCCCUCCUCCUUGCCCUCCUCCUUGCCCUCCUCCCCAGACCGCUCCCUUCAUCCUCCCUCGGCCCCGAUAUCAGCGUCAGUCCCCUGUGAACUUCCAGCCAGACAACAAUACACAAGAUCAGCCAGUGGAUGACAUGAAGGAGGAAGAGGAGGCCACCGGCUCCUCCAGUCGCCCGGCUCCCACAGAGGCUCCCGGCAGCUUUAAACACAGGCUGGCAGAAAUCAUUUCCAAGGACCUGGCAAAGUUCCAGCCCCCACUUCCCCCCGGGGCGGGCAGCCUCACAUUUUCUCAAUAG
Xyrichtys novacula (pearly razorfish) is the source of this 5546-nucleotide messenger RNA. Lineage: Eukaryota; Metazoa; Chordata; Actinopteri; Labriformes; Labridae. The record is from the annotation of a GenBank genome assembly.